Cyprinus carpio (common carp) is the source of this 929-nucleotide messenger RNA. Its product is annotated as SLAM family member 8-like. Lineage: Eukaryota; Metazoa; Chordata; Actinopteri; Cypriniformes; Cyprinidae. The record is from RefSeq and is a predicted model, not a curated record.
UCUCGUAUGCCUCAGUCUGUCGUCUAAACGUCUGGACAUGAACAACUUUCAAAAGUCCUGCUUCUCUGUUUUAGUUCUCCUGGUUUUUCUUCUCCAAGGGUCAUGUUCUGAUCCAGGGGUUGUGCACAAAGCUGUCGGAGACUCACUGGAAUUAAUCGCUGAUUAUCCAAAAGAUGGUCUUGAAGUGCAGUGGACAUAUAAUGAGACCGUAUUUGCAGAGUUUGAUGAAGCUAAUAUCAAUUUAGUGAGGCCUAAGUUAUUUCACAAAAGGUUAAAGAUGAAAAAGGACAGUAUUAGUAUUACAGUAGAAGACCUGGAACUCCGCGAUUCUGGAAGCUUCUCUAUUAUUGCAAAUACAAAUUCUGUUCAGUAUCCAACAAAAAUUAUUAUGCUACAUGUUCAUGAGCUCAUCAGAGAUGUACAGAUUGAGUACAGUGAUUCCUGGCUGCAAUCAGAAAACAUCUGCACGUUUCAUCUUCGGUGUCUGGCGUCCGGUGAUCCCAAUCCCUCCUACAGCUGGAGCGGUCAUCAGAUCCAGACCCAAGGAGGUUACCUGAAUAUCAGCCUCCGUCCAGCAGAGAGCGCUACACUCACCUGCACAGCCAACAACACCUACAGCGUCAAGUACACUACUGAGACUGUAGUCUGCAGAGAGAAAUCAGAGGGUCAAAGGUUCUGCAUAAAAAUGAAUGCUUAAAUUUCUAAGGAUCUCUAAACAUACUUUGAAAUAAAUACAGACAAACUAAGUAACACUCCAAUGCCCAGAAACAUUUGUUGAGACUCAUCUGAAUGCCAAGGUUAUAGUUACAUUGCUCUAAAAUGAUCUUGUUAGCCUAAUUAUCACGAUAUGUACAUGAGCAGUUUCAGGAUCUGUGUAUAUAAACAACAACCUGCACACAGUUAAAACAGUUAUAUAUGUUAUACAGCAG